AUGCAGAAUGAAUUACCAUGUGCCAUGCCACGUGCCCUCCACCAUGCACACUUGUACAUGCCCCGUUCACCCUCCCCUCUCCUACCUCCGCGUUCCCUCUGCAGGUUCAACCAUCGCACGGCAAGCGAAUCAGUGCACUUCACACUCAACGACGAGGAGAGUGAUGGAGAGGAGAGCGAUGCUGAGGAGAGUGAGGAAGAGGGGAGUGAGGAAGAGGGUGAUGAAGAGGGUGAGGAGGUGGGGGGCGAGGAGAGGAGGAAAAAAGGGAGGGGUGAAGGGGAUGAGAAGAACGGGGUGAGAGGGAGAGGGAGGGAGAAGGAGAGAGAGGAGGGGUCAUCUGAUAAGGAAGGGGAAAGGGAGAAUUCAAGCGAGCAGCUAGAGAUGAUCAUGGUGCGGAGGGAGGGGCCUGGGGACGAGGUGUUUAACACAUACGGCCAGCUCAGCACGGCAGCUCUUCUGCUCCGGUACGGCUUCACCGAGCCUCUCAGCUUUGGUGGCGCCAAAGCUAAGGGCGGAACGGAGGAGCUGCCAGUCAGGCUCGGCAAGGGAGGACCUAACUAUGGAGAAGAAGAGGAGCAGUUGGAGUGUAUUUGCAAUCUACAGUACAACCCGUUUGAUCUGGUUAAUGUGGACCUGAAUGUGAUUAUAAACGGGCUCAGCCUCGACCAAUCACAGGCCAGCAGGAGAGGAGGGAGAGCGAAUUCAGGAGUGGGUUCUGCAGAUACAAGGCAAGAAUCCAGCCAAUCACAUCGCAGGGGUUCAGCAACUUCCCGGGCGGCAAAGAUUGCAGAUGACGAUACUACCUUCUCUUCCACUUGCUCCUCGCGGCGUUUGCGGUGGGCUGUGAAGCUGCUAGAGAGGGCUGGGUGCCCCCCGUUAGAGUCACAAGGGGAGAGAUAUUUUGAAAUAUCUGCUGACGGGCGGCCGCAGCUGGAGCUGCUGCUGCUUCUGCGAUUGGCGGGGCUGGAUGACGUGGCAGCUGCCACGGUGGACGCCAGCAUGGCAGAGAGGGAGGGUGACGCGGAUUGGGCUGGGAUGGGGGCUGCUGAGCUGGCAGGGAUGGUGGAGGAGUGGGUGGACGGGAUGGGGGAGUGGGAGGGGGUAGAUAUGCGGGCGGAGAGUGUGGGAGGGAAAGAGGAGGGGCAGAAUGGUGGUGAGAAAUUUAUUCAGGGGAGAAAGAGGAGGAGGCAGGGAGGGGAGAGGAGGUAUGAUGGUGAGGUGUCAGGGAAAGGAGAUGAAGGGGAGGGUGGGUUGGGUUCGGAUGAGGUGAGUGAGGGGAGGAAGGGGAGGAAGAGGAGAAGAGGGGGGAGGGAGAGAAGGGACAGAGGCGGUGCGAGGCAUGGUUCAAAAAUAGAGUGCAAGGAGGAGCAAGAGAGGGUGGGAGUGGAGAGGGAGGAAGAUAAUGGGGAUGAGGAUGAGGAGGAGGGUGGAGGGGAGGGUGGAGAGGAGGAGGGAGAAGGGGAUGGGGAGGAGACUGGAGAGGAGGGUGAGGAGGGAGAGGAGAGCAACGAGGAGGAGGUGGCAGCAACCCGUCAGCUGCUUGAGAUACCGACCGUGCGAGCCAUGCUCAGCACAGUGCUGCGCGCGCGUGAUAGCAUGUGCGGGGGACCACUGACCACUGCUGAUACCACAACGGGAGGAACACGGGCUGGAGUUACGAUGGAGCCUCAAGGCCGUGGGGGUAAAGGUGGGAAUGCAAGGAGCGAUGCACGUGGACAGUGGACAAUGAAGCCUCAGUGGACUGCAUGUGCAGCAGUAAAUGGCACGUGGACAGUGGUGGAUGAAUUGAGGGCUGCUCGGGUGAUGGAGAGGAAGGAGAGUGCGAUGGGGGGUUGGGCGUGGGAGAAGGAGGAGACGGAGAGGAAGGAGGGGAGGCAGAGUGAGGGCGGGGAGCAGCGGAGGGAGUGGUGGCGGUUGCUGCAAGUGAGGCGCGCGCCGCAUCCGCGAAAGAGCAGCAUUCAGACUGUCAGCAGAUCGCCCACGCAUGACGAUGCUAUGACCGGUACUGGCAUCACCACCACCACCACCACCACCACCACCACCACCACCACCACCACCACCACCCUGAGCGGUGGUGCUGCCCUCACUGCUUCCCCUGGUGGCAUCGCUGCCACUAAUAAGCGCUCGGCGUGGCGAGAUGAGCACUCGGCGUGGCGAGAUGAGCACUCGGCGUGGCGAGAUGAGCACUCGGCGUGGCGAGAUGAGCACUCGGCGUGGCGAGAUGAGCACUCGGCGUGGCGAGAUGAGCACUCGGCGUGGCGAGAUGAGCACUCGGCGUGGCGAGAUGAGCACUCGGCGUGGCGAGAUGAGCACUCAGCCGGCUGCUCGCGAAUCCUCCCCUCCUCUGGAGCACUCACCGCAACAGGGCUCGGCGCGCUCAACGCAGCAGGGCUCGGCGAGCUCGCAGCAGGGAUCGGCGCGCUCACAGCAGGGCUCGGCGCGCUCGCAGCAGGGCUCGGCGCGCUCACAGCAGCGGGGCUCGGCGCGCUCACAGCAGCGGGGCUCGGCGCGCUCACAGCAGCGGGGCUCGGCGCGCUCACAGCAUCCACUCGCUUUUCAUCCUCUCCCUGCGCCACAUGUGCUGCCGAUGUUCUAAUUUUCUGCGCCUCAUGUGCUGCCGCACUGCUCUUUUGCACCUCUGCUGCCAUUCCCUCCCUCCCUCGCACCCUCCCCUCUCCCCGCUCCGCCCUUUCUACCCGCUUAGCCCGCUCCGACCGAGCAGCCGCUUCGAGCGCGUGUCUCCUUAUCCCCUUCCCGUCAUCGUCCCUGCCAUCCUCCUGCCCCUUUGUCUUCUCCUCACACCUCGCCGCCGCCCCAUCGCACAGCACCAUUCCCUUGUGCACCAGCACGGGCGGCAACAGCGCGGGCGGCAACAGCGCGGGCGGCAACCGCGCGGGCGGCAACAGCGCGGGCGGCUCCAGCACGGGCGGCAACAGCGCGGGCGGCAACAGGACGGAAGGAACCGCAUCCGCGCUGGGCACCCCCGUAUCUGAGCCUUCUCUGCCCGCACGAAGUGUUGCUCCCGCUGCCGUGCUCCUCCGCGUUAUUCGCCCCAGCGCUGCACCCCCGGACACGCGCGCAGCAUCCUUCCGCCCACCCGCCGCGCCUCUCGCAGGCAGUUUCCCACCUGCACUUCUCGAAGCCUUCCUGCGAAUUACGGGGGUUGCGAAGCAAGUUACCCUAACUGCGACAGGCUUGCACAUGAUGACGUCGCCAUCGUCCUCAUCCUCGUCGCCAGCGUCGCACACUCGUCCUCUGCGAAAUAUGCCGACCGGCAUUGCGAGAACCACGUCAUCAUCAUUCUCGCCCCCAUCCUCCGCUUCUUCCCCAUCACUAUCAUCUACAUCCCCAAUUCCUUCCCCCAGCUCCCCCGUCUCCGCCUUCGCCGCCCUCACCAGCCCUACCGCCUUCCCUUCUGCGCAACUCGCGGUUCUCUCUCUUUCCGCGAGGGCGGAAUCGCCAGGGCUUAGACGGCUAUUGCCCCCAGUACUAUUAGCAGCAGCAGCGGGAUGUCUGGCGCAGCUAGUGCCGGAGUUUGCGCGCAGAACGUCGGCAGGUGGCGGAGUCGGCGUAGCAACUUCCGCGGCGGCGCAGAUUCUACGCGCUGCAUUGGCGGCCGCGCAAUGGCCUCCCCCGUUCCCCGGGAGCUGGUAUCGCCGGAUUCCCACGCUCAGCGAUCGCAAGUCGGACUGA
Closterium sp. Yama58-4 is the source of this 3693-nucleotide messenger RNA. NCBI's taxonomy places the organism in Eukaryota, Viridiplantae, Streptophyta, Zygnematophyceae, Desmidiales, Closteriaceae. The record is from the annotation of a GenBank genome assembly.